Messenger RNA from Brugia pahangi, 282 nucleotides. The record is from the annotation of a GenBank genome assembly. NCBI's taxonomy places the organism in Eukaryota, Metazoa, Nematoda, Chromadorea, Rhabditida, Onchocercidae.
AUGCAUAUAGUACGAAUUGAUAGGUUUACUGUGGAAUUUCCAUUCGAACCAUAUCAGUGUCAAAUUAAAUUUAUGGAAAAAAUUAUGGAAGCUUUGCAGAUGGGACAAAAUGCAGCAUUAGAAUCGCCAACUGGAACCGGCAAAACACUAUGUUUAUUGUGCACUGCCAUUGCAUACUUGAAACAUUGCAAAUUAGAAAUAUUGCAGGACAGUGCACAAGAAAUACAAGGUUGUUGUUCCAGAUUGACUUAUUUACUGAAACAAUUAACAUUUGUUUCUUAA